AUGCCGCAAAAGAAGCAAAAAAACGAAAACGAAGAGCGCAAAAAGAGCGAAAAGAGAGACAAGAAGGAAAAAAAGGGACGAAAAGACAGGCGAGAAGAGGAGAAGGAGAAGGAGAAGAAGAGGAGACGAGACGAGACGAAAAGGCUCCGGAGCGCUGGGAAGAGUCUGGGGUAG
Trichophyton verrucosum HKI 0517 is the source of this 174-nucleotide messenger RNA. RefSeq lists its product as uncharacterized. Lineage: Eukaryota; Fungi; Ascomycota; Eurotiomycetes; Onygenales; Arthrodermataceae. The coding region runs from base 1 to 174 and encodes 57 amino acids. The transcript has a single exon. The record is from RefSeq and is a predicted model, not a curated record.